This is a messenger RNA of Polyodon spathula (Mississippi paddlefish), 1135 nucleotides long. Its product is annotated as hydroxycarboxylic acid receptor 2-like. Lineage: Eukaryota; Metazoa; Chordata; Actinopteri; Acipenseriformes; Polyodontidae. The record is from RefSeq and is a predicted model, not a curated record. The coding region runs from base 46 to 1014 and encodes 322 amino acids. Gene Ontology annotation, cellular component: membrane. Gene Ontology annotation, biological process: G protein-coupled receptor signaling pathway. Gene Ontology annotation, molecular function: G protein-coupled receptor activity. The transcript has a single exon.
UCCUUUACAAAUAAAACUCUCAGUACUGUAAGCCUAUCAGUCACCAUGAUAAUGAACAGCACCAUGCACUGCCCGUCUUCCCAGAGCAACAUUGCCUUCAUCCUCGUCCCAGCUGUCAUCGUGGAGUUCCUGCUGGGGAUUCCCGGGAACGUCAUCGCCUUUUGGAUCUUCUGUUUCCAUAUGAAAAUCCGGCGGCCAAGCACGGUGUACCUGCUUAACCUAGUGCUGGCAGACUUCCUGCUCAUCCUCAGCCUGCCAUUCAGGAUCGACACCCUCCAGAGAGGCGAGUACUGGGUGUUCGGGGACACCAUGUGCCGCAUCAACCUCUUCAUGCUGGCCGCGAACCGCUCGGCCAGCAUCGCCUUCAUGACGGUGGUGGCCAUCGAGCGCUACUUCAAGAUCGUCCACCCGUACCACAGGAUCAACCAUCUGUCUGUGAAGCAGGCUGCUGCAAUGUCCUGCGGAGUCUGGGCUUUGACUUUGACUCUGACAAUCCCCCUCCUGACCAGCGAGCUCCUCCAGGAUCACAACGGCACAUUAUUGUGCCGCAGCUUCAGCUCUUACAACAUGAUCCCCACGGGGAUCCUCCUGCUCUAUCUCCUAUACAUUGCAGAGUUUUUCCUUCCUUUCUCUGUGCUGCUGUUCUGCACACUUAGGAUCAUCUGGGUCCUGAAGCGCCGGAAAAUGAACAAGGACCGAAAGAUCAGGAACGCCAUCAGGGUGGUGGUGGUGAUCACAUUGAUGUUCGCCAUGUGCUUCGGGCCGGGGAUCGUGACCGGUGUGACCGCGCUCCUCAUCAAGCAGCUCAGUCCUAAGGACUGUGAAUCUUUCCGGGUGGCGGGGGAGUGGUUCAGCGUCUCCAUCGCUUUCACCUACCUGAACAGCGUGCUGGAUCCACUCAUCUACUGCUUCUCCAGCACCAUGUUCAGGAACACUUUGAAGAAGUCCAUUAACUGCCUGGGCCUGUGCCAGCUGGAGGUGUCCAGGAGUGGCAGCACCACCAACAUCUCCUGAGGGGUUUGCUGGGCUAUAUUCCACAGCACCCACAUGUCUUAUAAUGUAUAAAGUGUGUUCAUGUGAAUUCUGUAUUUUAUAUAUUGUAUAAAGUGUGUUCAUGUGAAUUCUGUAAAAAUAA